AUGGACAGGAAACAAGCGCUCGGCUUCAUACAAUCUUGCAAAGAUCUUCCUACUGCCAGGGAAAUCGAUCGCCAGAUCAAGGAAGAUCCUCUUCUCGCCCGGGAUGCUUUCAUCUCCAACAAGCUCAUCGGGCUGUACGGGGCGUGUGGGAGCAUCGCCCACGCGCGCAAUGUCUUCGACCGGAUCGGUGCCCCGGACGUGGUGUCCUGGACGGCAUUGCUCGGCGCGUAUGCUCGAAACGGGCAUAUCGCUGAGGCUGCGCACGCCUUCGAUCGAAUGCCCCAGCACGAUCUCGUCAGCUGCUCGUCGAUGCUCUCGGCAUUUGCCCGCGCCGGACGGAUCGGCGAAGCCCAGAUGCUAUUCGUCUCUCGGAUGCCACAUUUGGAUCUCGUCUCGUGGACGUCGCUCCUCGCGGCCAUCACCCAGGAGCGCAAUCAAUUCUUUGACGCCAAGCAGCUCUUCGAUUCCAUGCCCGAGCACAAUCUCGUGGCGGAGAAUGUGAUGCUGGCGGCGUACGCGGCAUUGGGCGACGAGAGGACCGCAGAGAUGUUCUUCCGGGCGAUGGAGCUGCGCGAUCUGUUCUCGUGGAGUUCUGUGCUGGAAUUGUAUGCCCGCCUUGGAAACCUGGAGAGAACGAAGAGAAUAUUCGAUUCUAUGCCCGAGAGGGACAUAGCAUGCCAGACAAUUAUGCUUACUGCAUAUGCCCAAAGCGGGCAUUUGGAGCUUGCGCAAACUAUACAUCUUCAAAUGCCUCAAUGGAAUCUGGUAUCACUCAAUGCAAUGCUUUCUGCUUACGCUCACAACGGCUGUGUAGAGAAAGCAAAGAUUCUUUUUUAUAAAAUGAAAGAAUGGGAUGUUUUUUCGUGGACUGCUUUGCUAUUGGCAUAUACCACAUCUGGGCAAAUGCCAGAAGCUAAGAGAGUAUUUGCUGAAAUGCCACAGAAAAAUGUUGUCUCCUGGAAUAUUAUGUUUGCAAUGAUUUCUGAGGCUUGUAACAGUUUAAUUGAAGCUCAAAUGUUUUUCAACUUGAUGCCUAGACACGACCUCUUCUCGCUUAACUCGAAUAUUGCAGCAUAUAUCCGAAAUGGGCAUAUGUCUUUAGCACAGUUUGUGUUUGAGAAUAUGCCCCAGAAGGAUAUAGUUUCGUGGUCAACUUUGUUAUCCGGAUAUUCGCAAGCGAGUGAUGCGCAAAUGGUAAGGAACCUUUUCGAUGCUAUGCCAGAGCACAACUCAUUAGCCUCAAACAUACUCCUCACAGCAUAUGCCAGACAAAGGCAUAUCCAGGAAUCUAAAGCACUCUUUGACAAGAUGCCACACAGGACUUUGGCAUCUUGGAACGCGAUGCUCUCCGCAAUGCCCAGCGUUUCCCUGGCACGUCGGCUGUUCGAUUCCUUUCCAGAGCGAGACCCGGUCUCCUGGAACACAAUGCUAGCGAUCUAUGCAUACAAUGGCCAUGCUAGUGAAACUCUACAAACUUUCAAUCAGGGAAACACUGCAGAGGCUUGCGAGCAGGCUUGGUUCGUUCCGGUCCUCGUGGCAUGCAGCCAUAUGGGAGGGGUAUAUUCCGCAGGAUGCGUUUUCCGGUCAAUGGUCUCGGACUUUGACAUUUUUCCUGCAAAGCCUCACUACUUGUGCGUGGUUGAUACUCUGGGAAGGGCCAAUCGCCUGAGAGAUGCCGAGGAUCUUGUGGCGAAUAUGCCUUUUGUGCCAGAUGCUCUGGACUGGACGUGCUUCCUGGGAGCCUGUAGAAGCCAGUUUAGUGUUGAGCUGGGAAGACUAGCAGCUGAGAAUUUGAUUGAUCUAGAUCCACAAGGCACUGAAGCUUACGUGCUAAUCACCAACAUAUAUUCGCUUGGCGCAAAAGAAAUGGAGACUUGA
Selaginella moellendorffii is the source of this 1878-nucleotide messenger RNA. RefSeq names its product pentatricopeptide repeat-containing protein At4g02750-like. Gene Ontology annotation, biological process: RNA modification. The record is from RefSeq and is a predicted model, not a curated record. Gene Ontology annotation, molecular function: protein binding; RNA binding. The coding region runs from base 1 to 1878 and encodes 625 amino acids. NCBI's taxonomy places the organism in Eukaryota, Viridiplantae, Streptophyta, Lycopodiopsida, Selaginellales, Selaginellaceae. The transcript has a single exon.